Messenger RNA from Plectropomus leopardus (leopard coralgrouper), 354 nucleotides. Lineage: Eukaryota; Metazoa; Chordata; Actinopteri; Perciformes; Serranidae. The record is from RefSeq and is a predicted model, not a curated record.
CGGCUGCUCUCAGACCUUCAGAUGGUGAACAUCUCUCUGCGAGUUCUGUCCCGGCCGCUGGCGUCCAACCUGCCCGUCCUCUACCAGCAGCUGGGACAAGACUACGACGAGCGCGUCCUGCCGUCCAUCGUCAACGAGGUGCUGAAGAGCGUCGUGGCAAAGUUCAACGCCUCGCAGCUCAUCACGCAGAGAGCUCAGGUGUCCCUGCUGAUCCGCAGAGAGCUGUUUGAGCGGGCGAAAGACUUCAACAUCAUCCUGGACGACGUGGCCAUCACCGAGCUCAGCUUCAGCCGAGAGUACACCGCCGCGGUCGAGGCCAAACAAGUCGGUGAGUAGAAACGGCGCGACCUCUGA